Molecule: messenger RNA, 507 nt
Organism: Rhodofomes roseus
Lineage: Eukaryota; Fungi; Basidiomycota; Agaricomycetes; Polyporales; Fomitopsidaceae
Exons: 5
Coding region: 1-507 (168 amino acids)
Biological process (GO): protein import into mitochondrial intermembrane space
Cellular component (GO): mitochondrial intermembrane space
Molecular function (GO): zinc ion binding
Source: RefSeq, a predicted model, not a curated record
AUGCCAUCCACACACGGCCGCAAACUCGAGAAGGGGAGAGAAAGAGAGACGGCGACUCGCCGCCGACGCUGCCCUGGAUUCGAUACGGUGGCGGCGAGUAUAUUCUCCCACUCCGUCCGAUCUGUCGUGCACCGAUUGCUGUCCAGCAAACAUAUCCUGAACGCACAAGUCGCCAUCCGAGCGCCAUGCUGCAAGGAGUGGUAUGACUGUGCAGAAUGCCAUGCCGAGGCACAAGAUCACCGUCUGAGGAAGACGACAGAGAUGGUGUUCAUGUGCAAGAAAUGCAAGAAGGCCUUUCGCAAAGAUAUGUCGACGUAUGAGGAUAGCGACGAGUACUGCCCGCACUGCGACAACCACUACGUCCUCGAGGCGAAGACACCAAAACCAAUGCUCAGCGUAGAAGGCGAGGACAUCAGAGUGGAUGCUCGUAUGAUCAAGGACGAGCGGGCAAAACAGAAUCCCUCACGCACAAUCUUCAUGCAAGAUUUCACAGACAAGCUCGGAUAG